AUGGAGAUUGCUCAGCCUCUACAAGAAGCUAUAGCGCAAACACCAUCUUAUAGAAAAUUUCUUAAAGACUCACUCGUCAAAAUGGAGAAAAUAGAAGAGGAACCAGUAAUCCUGACAGUUGAGUGCAGUGUUGUACUGAAACAGAACUUACCAGCCAAGAUGGUGGAUCCAAGAAGUUUCUCUAUACCCUGUCAACUGGGCAGUGUCUCUAUUCCUAGCGCACUGUUCGACUUAGGAGCGAGUCUGAGUCUUUUACCAAAGACCAUGUAUGACAAGCUGAACGUGGGUGAACUGAAAUCCACUAAAAUGAUUAUGCAGCUGGCAGACAAGUCAAUGAAGGCCCUUUGUGGGACCUUAGAGGAUGUACCACUUAAGGUUGGAAUGUCUAUGUUCUGGUCGACUUUGAGUAAUCGAUAUGGACAACAGAAAGGAUGA
This is a messenger RNA of Tarenaya hassleriana, 435 nucleotides long. RefSeq lists its product as uncharacterized. The transcript has a single exon. The record is from RefSeq and is a predicted model, not a curated record. Bases 1 to 435 code for a protein of 144 amino acids. Lineage: Eukaryota; Viridiplantae; Streptophyta; Magnoliopsida; Brassicales; Cleomaceae.